AGAUGUAUAUUAAAAACUAUCUUUUCGUGUUGUGUUGUUUUAGUUUUCAAAUAGAAUAUGUGGAAUCGCUAAAAAUAGCAAUCAAACUAUUCGAGAAAGAUCCGAAUGAAGUUAACAUAUUGACUUCCUUAAUGAGAACGGGAGAUAUUCCUAAAUUUGUUUCCAAGACAACUAGAAUGUACCGUAUUCAAAACGAAGUUUGCAACAAAACUGAAAUAUUUCAAUUUUCGAUCGGAAAUAAAGUUGUCAGCUGUCCUCUUUACGAUGGGUUGGCUUUUCUUGACAAUAAUUCAACACAUAUUGUGCAAUGUCCAACAUAUUGUGAAGUUUGCAAGAAAAUGUUCAUUUGUUCGAAAAGAUCAUUGACAGGAAUCAUCUACACACCGGAUGGUCGCAAAAAAGAUUCAAUUGAUUUUCAAUAUGGUUUUCUUGAUCAACCUGUUGUUCGCGGCGUCGACUGGUCAAUUUUUGUUGUGUAUAUUUUCAUAUUUGCCUUAUGUGCAAAUAUUAUAACUUUUGCGUUUUCAGAUAAUUAAAUAAUAAAUAGUUUAUUCAA
Caenorhabditis elegans is the source of this 556-nucleotide messenger RNA. It is a transcript of the gene F13B12.7, whose product is annotated as Neprosin domain-containing protein. The transcript is spliced from 4 exons. The record is from RefSeq and is marked reviewed. Bases 132 to 536 code for a protein of 134 amino acids. Lineage: Eukaryota; Metazoa; Nematoda; Chromadorea; Rhabditida; Rhabditidae.